AUGCUCCGGAGGCCGUGUUUCUUUGGUCCAUUGAGCAUCGUGACCAGACUAUGCUGCUUGGGGCCGGCAGCUCAGGAAGGAGACAACCCCCAAAUUGACGCUUUGGAAGGUUUUGCAGAGAACUUAGACGAUCCGGCGUCAAGCCAUGGGCACCCUCAGCUGCAAAAGCACGAGCCUCCCAAGAAAUUCUUGCCCCAGACGACUUUACAACACCGAAACAUCGCGAAAACAAUGCGCACCAGGUGGCCUGGAGCGCAUGGCGUCACUUGCCUCAGCUGGCUCCCAUUCCAGAGGUUUCAUGAAAUUUCUCCACAUCGGAGCUUCAACCCUCUGCUGCUUUUGGUUCCAGGCGAGUGCGUGGAAGAUCGGAAGCGGACAGACACUCGGCUUAGAUCCGAGCUGCUUUGA
Symbiodinium natans is the source of this 408-nucleotide messenger RNA. Lineage: Eukaryota; Dinophyceae; Suessiales; Symbiodiniaceae. The record is from the annotation of a GenBank genome assembly.